Molecule: messenger RNA, 892 nt
Organism: Momordica charantia (bitter melon)
Lineage: Eukaryota; Viridiplantae; Streptophyta; Magnoliopsida; Cucurbitales; Cucurbitaceae
Product: GPI-anchored protein LLG1-like
Source: RefSeq, a predicted model, not a curated record
UCUCUGUUUCUCCCCCAUCCAUUUCCUCACAAAAUCAGUUCAUUAUUCAACCUCCAAAAUUCCCACAAUUAAAUUUUUGCUUUCCAUCCCUCCCAAGGCGGAGACACACAAAUCUCCACCGCCACCGGCCGCCGGAGAAUACACAAAAUGGCGUCGUUGCCGUCGUCGUCCAAUAAACAUUGCCUCUUCUGUCUCGCCCUUCUCUUCCUCCUCAUCGCCAUCGCCGCCUCCUCCUCCUCCUCCUUCCUCUCCUACGACGCGCUCACAGCAGGCAAAUUUUCCGGCGCCGGCCGCUUGCGUUCCCUUCUUCAGGCUAAAAAAGAUUGCCCCAUAGACAUGGAGGGGAAGAACUACACAAUCAUAACAAGCAAGUGCAAAGGACCGAAUUACCCUCCCUCAGUUUGCUGCAACGCACUGCUGGAAUUCUGCUGCGACUUUGUGGAUCAAUUAAACGACAUGUCGAACAACUGCGCCGAGACGAUGUUCAGCUACAUCAAUCUGUACGGGCAGUACCCACCUGGGCUGUUCGCCAACCAAUGCAAAGAUGGAAAAGAUGGCCUUUCCUGUGACUCCAUCGCUGCCCAGAAGGAGAAAGAUGGCAUCAAAACUUCUAAUUCUUCUUCUGCUUCUCCUCCUCCCGCCGUCGCCGCCGCCCUCCCUCUCCUCGCCCUUCCUCCUCUCAUCUAUUUCUUCUUGUAGAACCACUCUCAUUUUGUAUUUCGUUCUUCGAAUUGUCUGUCUCGCUACCAUACAUUGAAUAUGUGACAUGUUUUCUAUCUAUACCUUGUGUUUUGUAAGACGCAUUUUUUAACAGCUAUUUUAUAUUAGGUUAGGUGGUAAAAAAUAUAGGGAAGUUAGUGCAUUUUUAGAUGGAUCAGAUAAAUAUGUGAGA